UACAUGUGACUGAUUUUUACAGAAGCUAAAAGAAGCGAGGAAUACAAUAAUUUUUUUUUUCUUCUUUUUUCACUUCAACAUGGAGAGAAACACAUAUAAACGUAGAAUGGAUGAACUCUCUGCAGGAAGGAAUCAGUUUAUGUCUGCGUCUUCAGGAAGCAAUAAAAAACCUAAUACAGCCAUGGUGUCAAGCUUUGACCCUGCAAGGAAUCGAUUCAAAGGACAAACGUUUAGAACAGACACAACCAAAUUGAUAAAACCAACUAGAGUGAAGAAAACGUCGACAGAUGAUUCUGAUGAUGAUUUUAAAGAAUCUCUGAUUCUCCCUACUCGUCAUACCGCGCCUGUUUCCCUUUCUAAACCUGCCAGAAAUCCCUUUGCUGCAAACAAAGCAGGCAGGGUGUCAAAGCCUGGAUUAGUGAAUUCCGUCAUUGACGAUACCGAUGAUUUUAGAGUACCCGCCAGAGCCAAAUUGAAUUUACCAACCAAACUGACUUUACCAAAGAAAAACAAGGCACAGGAAGAAAUCAUCCAUAAAAAGAAGCAAUUGUUGGAGAAUCUGACUGCUCAUCAGAAACAACAAGCCGACAACAAGGAUAAAAAAGUUUGUCCGUUCUGCUCAGAAAUUUUAUUUCCUAUGCGUACAGCCAUUGCCGAGGCUUUAAAAGCUAUAAAAAAACGAGAUCGAGAACACGAAGAACGAGAGCUUAGGAUAAAAGAAAAGGAAAACGCCACUUCAUCCUAUUCCUUAAGCAUGAUUACCAAAAGACAUAUCCCCACUGCAGAAAAGGAUGCAUUUUGUAGUCUGCAUUAUAGAGAAUUAGUGACCAUUCCUGAGGGUUAUAAGAAAAAGUACCCUACUAAAAUCGACUUUGACGCUAUUCCCAAACGCAUUCAACGCUUUGAUGAAGAACUACGUGCCAUCAUCUCCAAUCGAAUCAAUAGUGAUUACCGUAAUCUGGCUGAAACCGCAUACAAAGAACAGGGAUUGACCAAGGCAAGAAGUGCCAUGAGCGUCAUGCUCCGUUUUGAACACACCUUGCCCGGCUAUUACGGACCCAAGGGAUCCGCUGUCAUUUUCGAUGCCUUAUCCAGCGCUUAUUUAAAAUCCGGUUACUUUGCCAAACACUUGGUUUCGCCACAAUUACCCAUUGAGUUUAUUCAACAAGUCUUGGUCCCUGAGGCUGGAUUUCGUCUCAUUCGACAAGAUAUCAUGAAGGCAGCCACAGGAGGUCCUCCACCCAAUGCCACCGACAAGGCCAAGCAAAUAAUGAUUGAGAGUUGCGAAUAUGGAAACGCCAUGUUCCCAAUGGAAGAGCCCGAUAUUGAAGAAUCAGACCUUGUCAAACCUGUUUAUAUUGCACUGGACGAGGAUGACGAAAAUGAUAGUGAUGAUGAUAGCGAAAGUGACGAUGAUGCUUAUGAUUAGAUCCCUUUAUACAUUUACAAUAAAUAUGACACACGCACACACACUCUCUCUCUCUUUCUCUCUUUCUCUCUUUCUUUCUCUUUCUCUCUCUCUCUCUCUCUUUUAUUUUUGUCCACAUUGAAAUAUACAUAAAAUAUACACUAUCG
Molecule: messenger RNA, 1575 nt
Organism: Mucor mucedo
Lineage: Eukaryota; Fungi; Mucoromycota; Mucoromycetes; Mucorales; Mucoraceae
Product: RTC4-like domain-containing protein
Exons: 1
Source: RefSeq, a predicted model, not a curated record